Grosmannia clavigera kw1407 is the source of this 1002-nucleotide messenger RNA. RefSeq lists its product as uncharacterized. The transcript is spliced from 4 exons. The record is from RefSeq and is a predicted model, not a curated record. Bases 1 to 1002 code for a protein of 333 amino acids. Lineage: Eukaryota; Fungi; Ascomycota; Sordariomycetes; Ophiostomatales; Ophiostomataceae.
AUGGAUGAAUACGAAUAUGAUUAUCUCGAGACAGGUCAGGAGCACUUGGGUGAUAGCACCUCUAUCGCAGGCGUCAAAACAGAGCAAGACAAUCUGCCUGCUGUAGAUGCCGUGCACAACUACAAUAAGCCUCGCACAUCUAUCCCGAAUGAAGUAGAUGAUGUAAGUAACCGGCUCGGUAGAGUGUCGCUAUCAUCAAAUGAUUCCAUCGAUGAUUUCAACUACGAUUAUACCUCCAGCAUGCCCUCGAGUAUCACCACGGGGACGCAGGCCACAGCCUUGUCCUUAACCAGCGCACGAUACACACAUCGACCAUACAAGGGUAGCCACAUCCAACGAGAACCCCCGGUUCAGACUCCAGAGUUGCGGGACACAUCCUCGUCCGGAAACCAGUCUCAGUAUACGGCCUACACACCAAGCACCAAUUACACCCAGAUGCACCAGUACGGGUACCCAGGCUUAGGGAACAAUUAUACUCAGCAGCCCCAGUAUGUGCAUCAAGAACUUGGAGCCGACUAUGUCCGAGAGCCUCAGUAUGGGUACCAAGAUACCGGCUCCGGUUAUAUCCAACAGUCUCCGUAUACGUUCGCAGCAACUGGAGCAUUUUUUAGCCAGAACGUAUACAGUGUACAAACCAAAGGAAUGGAAAACGAUACCCCCCAUAUAUCCAACCACGAGAGAUCCGGAUCGUAUACUAAUUCGGGUGAUGUUUACCCACAGCCAGGUCUGAGUGCUUACACUUCCAGCUAUUACGAACACUCAAAGCAACAGUCCAUCACCGUCGGUGUUGUCAAUCCUUAUGAUGAAAACCAGCAACGGCCAUUUGCAUCUGGGCCAGUGCCGUCAUCGUCCACAUGGGAUCCAGGCUACGUCGCGGAUUUCGACUCGAACGAGAAACUGCAAGGGCUUAAAUACCCUAUUGAAGAUGGAGAUGACGAGCUGUUGGGCGAUCUAGCCGACCAGCAGAUGACAUCAGGCAAUAAUAUGCCAGGCAAGAUUUGA